Messenger RNA from Mycosarcoma maydis (corn smut), 1542 nucleotides. RefSeq lists its product as uncharacterized. Lineage: Eukaryota; Fungi; Basidiomycota; Ustilaginomycetes; Ustilaginales. The transcript has a single exon. The coding region runs from base 1 to 1542 and encodes 513 amino acids. The record is from RefSeq and is a predicted model, not a curated record.
AUGUCUUCUAGCUCAUCGCGUAGUCAGCUGGAUCAAGGCAUCUCAGCAUCGCGUGCUGGUGGUGCUCAAAAGCGACCGCCAGCGACCAGCAAGCACACCUCACCAAGAAAGAGGCAGCGCGCAGACGCUCGACCUUCUCCAUCGAUCGGCUCCGUCUCACGUCGCUCGGGCGAAGACUCUGCGACAGAGUCUAGCACUAUUAGCUCGAAUGCUCGCAGACGCGCACGAGACUCGACGGCUGCAGUUGUGCAGGAUGAGACAAGAUGGGCAUACACCCAACGUGUUUUGCUAGACAGGACAUUGCGACUGCACACUGUGUCUCCGCUACACUUUUCGUCAUUGCCAGCUUCGAUCCAGGAAGUGUCUCGGCCACUCUUCCAGAUGCUGCAGAACGAACUGCAUCACUACAUCAACUUGCGGCUGAGCGAUGGCUUCGGUUUCCUAGAAUCAACUGGCACCACGAUCGACACGCGGGAUGCUGAAAGCGGCGAUCUUCGUCCACCGGAGCGCAGGCGUCGUGCUGAUAUCGAUCGAGUCGGUCAGGUGCGCAUCGGAUUUUUGGAGGAUGCCGAGUUCACGCGAGCGUUGCAGGCUUCGAAUGAAUCUGGCGAGUCAAAAGCGCGUCCGUGGGCGAUCGAGAUCGAGCUGGGCAAACCAGCAGCAGCACAGGAGGGUGCAAAGGGCAAGAUCACCUCGCUGCGCUCCAGGGCAGCACAGGAGGCAACACCAGCUGAGCUCUGCCACAUUGUGUUUGUGCCUGCGUCGAGCACGCGUGACGAGCGAUCGCGCACGAGUCGCCGGUAUGCGCUUAUCGCGACAAAGGCUCCGUCGUCAAGCGCGGCGAGCUCGGAUCCGCUGGUAGCCACCUCGAUGAAUGUGGGACCUGUUGUGCUGGGACAUGCGCUGGAUUGGAUUCAGAAACGAUUCGACUGUCGCAUCUCGUCGGCAAGCGGAGCUGCUGGCAUGGCGUCGCAGUUGCGCGGAGCACGACUCGAGGCACUGGCGCAACUGGUUGUGCGUGAGACGCGCAGCGAGAUGGGGAUCAGCGACGGCGUCGAGCGCUCACGAGAGCAGAGCGAGGCGGAUGCAGCAGUCAAGCCAGUGGAGCUGGUGUUUGCCUUUCCGCUCAAGAUGAAAUCGGACGGCGCCGAGAAGCAGACUGUGACAGGUCCAGCACCGGACUUGAGCUCUCUCACUUUGACCGUUCCCUGGGAAGUAUGCAUGAGUCUGCUCGACGGUCUACCGCUAGAAGAGCCUCUGCUGCCCGCGCUGAACCACUACCUCUCGAUGCACACGUCCAUCCCGCUGGAUGCACUCGAGCUCACGCGCAUCGGCGUAGCGGGCAUCAGCGUCGGCUCGGGCAGAAUCAAGAUUUCCAAAGUGCCAGGCAAAAAAGCAGUCGGUGAAGCGAAAACGUCGCUGUUGAAGCGCAAGCAAGGAGGCCAGCGACAGGAGGAAGAGGAGGAGGGAGAGCCAAGCGAUCGACGCCGCGCAGGCGCCGUGUUUGGGUUCCUGCGGCGAGUGGUCGAAGGCAAGGAAUGA